AACAUGAAUCAAGUUGAACAUUACGAAAAGAAGCAUAGCUUCACAGAUAUGGAUGGAAGCAUGACUUGUAGUACCAAAUCCUGCGAGAGUUGGAAUUGUGGUACCCAACGUGUCUAUCUACCAUGAGAAGAGUCUGAGAUGGAAGGAUAUGAAACCCAUGACGUGUUAUACCAACUUCCUCUUGCUCCUUGCAAAGUUGAAACUAUCUCUAAGCCUGGAAGUGAUAAGAUCCUUGUCAAGAAAACAGUCUUUAAAGACGGCCUCAAUGACUUCAGAAAGGUGGCUGUGAGGCAAGAAUGUAUCAUACACUCUGAGUUAGAUCAUCCAAAUAUUGUAAAACUUCACAAAUACCACGAAUCUGAGGACAACUUAGAGUUAGUGAUGGACUACUGCAGCAAAGGAUCUUACUUCGAAGACCGUCUCGAAGAUCACUAUGAACCAAUCGAAGAUAUGGACGCAUUGAAGAAAUAUGCCAAAGAGGCACUCCAAGGCUUGGCUCAUAUCCAUUCUAAGGGGAUAAUUCACUGUGAUGUGAAGUUGUCUAACAUGGGCUUGAACAAAAAUGCUGAAAAUUCUGAAGAAAUUCUUCAGAUCUUUGAUUUCAAUCUCAGCGUCUUCGCAGACUCUGACCUAGAGGGAAAAGCUCAUCUCGACCAAUGUGUUGGAACGUUUGGCUAUAUGGCUCCCGAGUUGAAAGGAAGUGAUAUUUACGUCGGUCCUGAAAUUGAUAUGUGGGCAUUAGGAAUCUGCCUGUACAAGAUGUGAGUGGCUUACGCCCCAGAUAAAGUCAGAAAAUACAAAUAUGGAAGCGGACCAAUUCCAUUCUUAAAAAGAGACUGGAAGAAUAUUGACCCUGAAUUCCAAGAACUCAUAAAGCUAAUGCUUGAGUAUGAUCCAGAAAGCAGAAUCAGCUCUAGUGAGGCUUUAGAACACGAAGCAUUAAAUUAAAGAGAGCUUUAUGUUCAUAAUUUUCGAGUUUACUAAGUAAAAUGGAAAAGCGAAAGCUUAUUUAUGACGUAAAUUCAUUAAUAAUUCAUUUAUAAAAUAGUGAUUCAUUGACA
Moneuplotes crassus is the source of this 1061-nucleotide messenger RNA. The record is from the annotation of a GenBank genome assembly. NCBI's taxonomy places the organism in Eukaryota, Ciliophora, Spirotrichea, Euplotida, Euplotidae.